Molecule: messenger RNA, 795 nt
Organism: Miscanthus lutarioriparius
Lineage: Eukaryota; Viridiplantae; Streptophyta; Magnoliopsida; Poales; Poaceae
Source: the annotation of a GenBank genome assembly
AUGAGCAUGAUCGACGUGCUCACACGGGUGAACGCCAUUUGCAAGAAGUACGACCGGUACGACGCCGACAAGCACCGGAACGACGGCGACCAUUUCUCGCGCCUCUACGCUGCCGUGGACGCCGAGAUCGACGCCGCCAUCGAGAAAUCGGCGAGGGCCGCGAAGGAGAAGAACCGGGCGGACUCGGUGACCCUGAACGCCGACGUGCGGCGGAGCAAGGCGCGGCUCCUGGAGGAGGUGGUCAAGCUCCAGAAGAUAGCCGCCAAGAAGGUGAAAGGGCUCCCGCCAGAGGAAAAGGCGCUGCGGGCUGAUCUGGUGGCCGCGCUGCCCCACAGGAUCCAGUCCAUCCUCGACUGCCACGACGGUGGCGCCACAAACCAGGACGCCGGCUGGAAUGCUCGACCGGGGAUGAAGUUGGACGAUUAUUCAGCUGAAAGAUUAGAGGAGGGCUACUUCCACACAACUGAGUCAGAGCAGUUUAGGAGAGAGUACGAGAUGCGGCGAAUCAAGCAGGCAGAAUUCAGAUGGGAUGUGCAGGAUGAAGGGCUGGACUUCAUCUCUCAAGGUCUGGACACGCUCAAGAAUCUGGCCGAGGACAUGGACGAGGAACUGGAUAGGCAGGUCCCUCUCAUGGAUGAGAUUGACACCAAGGUGGAUAAAGCUAAUUUAGAGAUCAGGGUGACUAACGUCAGACUAAAACAAACUGUCAACCAGUUUCGAUCGACCAGGAAUUUCACAAUUGAUAUCAUCUUGAUCUGCAUCAUUCUUGGCAUUGCAACAUACCUCUACAAGUAA